This is a messenger RNA of Pelobates cultripes (western spadefoot toad), 195 nucleotides long. The record is from the annotation of a GenBank genome assembly. Lineage: Eukaryota; Metazoa; Chordata; Amphibia; Anura; Pelobatidae.
AUGACAGCACUGAAUAAGACCAGACGCAUGAAAGGACACGGGGCCCUUCCUCGCCACCGCGCCCGCGAUAAAGUAAACACUGGACCAUGCAAUACACCACUCACAAACUCCCUAAUCCGGGCCAAAGACGACGAAGCCCAAUCUGGACAUACAAAGACCAAAAGGACCUUUAGCACUAACCCUGCCAACCCAUAG